GUUGAAAACGACAAUCGCGAGUCGGUGCACGUAUACUUGAAUGCGUAUAAAAGCGCGCCACUCCGAGAGCACGAGCAUCAAUCGAUCUUCGAUCUUCGAGCUCUCCAAAGCUUUCUCGAUCCUUUCUCAACACCCAGCAGACAUGAAAUACUUCGCUAUCGCCCUGUUCGCCCUGGUGGCCGUCGCGGCCGUCGCGGAGGCGAAACCCACCGGGGAGGUGGAGUCCAUCGAACCGGCGGCGCGGGCCGAGUCCACCUCGCCGGAAGCGGCCAGGAACAAGCGAGGGUUGCUGCUGAGCGCGGCGUACACGGCGCCGCUCGCUUACAGUGCAUACACCGCGCCGGCCGUGGCGUACUCCGCAUACAGCUACCCCUAUGCGUACACGGCCUAUUCGAGUUAUCCCUAUUACGCCGGCGCCUACAGCGCGCCCUAUUACUUGGCCUAGAUACGUGAUCACACACGAGCCCGAGGGAACACGCCAAAUUACCGGCCAGCCUCUCUGAUUUUGACGACGACGACAACCGCCGACCCAACCGGACACGAGGAGGGACACUCGCGACGUGAUCACGUAAGACAGUUCAUCGAACAAGUAUCUCGAGCGGAAUACAUUCGCUGCGUCAAAUGAAUUCCGCUUUCGACGAGAGGAGUGUUCGGUUCGUUCACAAGUGUAAUGGAUUAUCUAUUAUUCGCUCGGAUUCGAUUUUCUCGAGAGGGAUUUUGUUCUACGGGGAUACCUCACUGGAGUUGCGCCGGUUCUACGCGAAAUUAUUCAACAGUCAGGCAGGCACGCGAAAUGACACUGGGCAUGAUAAAAAUAGCCAUUUGUAUGCGCGAUAAAGAUUCUAUGAAAAGACCGCAAAUAAACAGGAAACGAGCCAUAUUAAGAACCAGGCCUUAUUCGAGUGAGGUACCUUCACUUUCGUUGCCGAUAAUACCUCUUGCAGUUGUGUCCGUGGAUCGUGUCAUUCAUUCGCUAAGGAAAAUACUCGUACGUUUACAUGAUCUAUUUCAGAAACACUUAUUACACUAUCAUAUAUAUAUAUGCACACAUAUACAGCGUUUUACUCCUAUCAAAUAGGCUACGUAUUUACAUGAAAAUGAAUGAAACGGACCGUAUCCACCAUCUGGAUUUGUACAAAGAGAAUUAUUCUCGCAACGUGAUACAUAUACGUAUUAUAUUACAUUUCGUUGUGUAAACUGUGAAAAAAAAUCAUUGAUCAAGCGUUGUCGGGAAUGUCUCUUUGUACGCACAAUGCAUUAUAGACCAUAUAAUUCAGUGACUAUAUACCUCAAUGAUAUAAUCGAAUGCAGUGUAUUCGCCUAUUUCGCUUAAAUGCCUGUACAAAUUUAAAUUUUCACGAGAAGAAUAUCCGCAGCGUGAUUCUGUACAUUUCUUAUUGCACAAAAUAUUAACAAAAACAAAAAAAAAAAUUUGACGAAACGUUGCUAAUUCUUCUUCACGCUUGUAUCUUUCGUAAGAUGUAUGCUGUGUAAAUCAUGUAAGCCACUAAAAGCACAAAUAUAUACGCACAAUCCAGUAAAAUAAUA
Molecule: messenger RNA, 1548 nt
Organism: Solenopsis invicta (red fire ant)
Lineage: Eukaryota; Metazoa; Arthropoda; Insecta; Hymenoptera; Formicidae
Exons: 2
Coding region: 41-445 (134 amino acids)
Source: RefSeq, a predicted model, not a curated record